This is a messenger RNA of Cydia splendana, 752 nucleotides long. RefSeq names its product bladder cancer-associated protein (gene bc10). The transcript has a single exon. NCBI's taxonomy places the organism in Eukaryota, Metazoa, Arthropoda, Insecta, Lepidoptera, Tortricidae. The record is from RefSeq and is a predicted model, not a curated record. The coding region runs from base 179 to 418 and encodes 79 amino acids.
CACUGGCAGUCAAACGUCAAAACCUAAUUCGCAAUUUUCAUCGAGGUUCCUUCCUAUUGCUAUCAAAUCAAAUAAAUAUCCAGCAAGAUAAUGAAGAUAAACAAGUUUUCAACAUGUCGAUUGCAACAUUGUCAGUGACCAAAGUCGUUCUCACACGUUAGUCGCGCGUGCCGACGAAAUGUACUGUUUGCAAUGGCUGAUUCCCGUGCUGCUGAUUCCGAAACCCGUAAACCCGGCGCUCGUGAACACGCACGUAAUGUUCAUGGUGCUGUACCUCAUAGGGUUCUUCCUGGAACGGAAGCCGUGCACCGUGUGCAGCGUUGUUUUCCUCGCUGCAGUCAUACUCAUCUGUUAUAGCGGCAUCGGUAACUGCGUGUUUUGGGCGACACAGUGCGAAGCGGAGAAAUACGACACCUAACGCGCUUCCAAAGCCACCAAAGUGUUAAGUUUAAAAAAAAAUCAAGUGUUCCUCUCGCGAAAUGGCGGAAAAAUCGCGACGCUCCAAGGGCCUCGAUUAUGCCUUGAAAAUGUGAAUGUCUCUUUUUGUACAUUUUUUGUAUAUAAAAUGUAUUUUUAUUAUUUCAUUUUUUGGUGAGUUGUUAUGGCUACAGCAGUGUCCAGCUGUAUGAGACAUGCAGAUCUGUACUUAUGUAUCUCAACUUUUAAGUUGGUUAUUAUUGACAUGAUUAUAUUUAAUGUACAGUUAUUGUUAGUUACAUAUUGAUUACUUUGAAAUAUAACUUGGGACUAAA